This is a messenger RNA of Clupea harengus (Atlantic herring), 1843 nucleotides long. RefSeq names its product pejvakin (gene pjvk). Bases 717 to 1688 code for a protein of 323 amino acids. Gene Ontology annotation, biological process: programmed cell death. Lineage: Eukaryota; Metazoa; Chordata; Actinopteri; Clupeiformes; Clupeidae. The transcript is spliced from 5 exons. Gene Ontology annotation, cellular component: cytoplasm. The record is from RefSeq and is a predicted model, not a curated record.
GCAGAGUGCAGCAGGGUUUGUUAUCUCUGCUAAAUGCUAAUGCAGUGAUAUGCUUGCUAGUAUGCAGUGAUAUGCUUGCUAGUAUUUUGGCACAUACUAUAACUAUGUAAAGUCACAAACGGCAUAGGCAUAUAGUGCAAAUUAAGGUUGAAAAGGUUCAUAUUGAUAGCAGUAUUUUGUUGUCUAUUGUGCGACGAUUGAUUGAAACAAUAUAUUAGUUUGACUACAAGUUGUGUUGUUAGAGGGAAAGAUUUUCUUUUUUUGUAUGUUUUUUAAUGUUUUAUGUGUGUAAGAGUAUUUAAAAAAACAAAAUUUGUCAUUUUGGCUGGUCAGCUUCUUCUUUCAGCCUGUGUUUUAAUUGUUUUGAAAGUGGGGUAUCAGAGUGGACAAAUGCUGUCAUAACCAGUGCGAAUGCUUAAAACCCCUCAAGAUAAAAAGAGUGAGGAUGUUGUUCUCUGUUGGAGGACUGUGCCACUGGGCAGGGGAUGACAAUCAUCUUGACACGCCGCAUGUGACUAUGUGUUCCCUAUCACCUUACAGGAACCUACAUAAUUGAUUGGGUUAGCUUUAGACAGGAAGGAUACAACAUCACGUUUCACUAUCGCUAACGAACUCAGCCGCUGAGGAUCCUCUGAGCUCGGAACAUUAAGCAAACGGAGGACACACAGCCAUGUUUACCAGGCAGUCGGUAUCCUGAGCCUUUUGACAUUUCCACCAUGUUCGCCGCAGCCACCAAGAACUUCGUCAAACAGGUGGGCGACACAGGCAGGCUCAUCCCUGUGCCCAGUCUCAGCGAAGCCGACCGGUAUCAACCUCUCAGCCUGGUGACCAGAAAGAGAAGGAGACACUUCUGGAAGAAAAACAAGUAUGGCUCUUCCCCAUUCUCACUGAAAGACAUACUCGUGGGAGAAAAGGAGAUCACAGCUGGUGUUUCCUCAUACCAGCUGCUGAACUAUGAGGACAAGUCAGACGUGGCCCUGAAUGGCAGGCUGGGGAAUCACCUGAUGAACGAUGUGGGCUUCAACAUCACUGGUUCUGACUCUGUGGCCGUCAAAGCCUCCUUUGGCAUAGUGACCAAACACGAGGUGGAAGUUCCCACUCUACUCAGAGAGCUCAACUCAAGAAAGGUGGAUCUUGAACACUGCCUCAUCCGCCAAUCAAAGGACAGUGGGAGAACUGUGCUGUGUGUCGUCAUGGAGAGCAUUCGCACCACGCGCCAGUGUUCCCUUACAGUUCAUGCUGGCAUGCGAGGGACUACUAUGAGAUUUCAGAUAGAUGAUGGGCGCAACCCCAAAGGCCGUGACAAAGCCAUUGUGAUUCCAGCUCACACAACAAUUGCAUAUAGUGUCUUUGACCUGUAUGUGCGACUUGAUGGAAGACUUGAUGACAGGACAUUCGAGCAGCUCACCCACUCGGACACGUUCCUGGACGAUGUUGCCACCACGGACUAUUACGAGAAGGCAGCUAGCAUGACGGACGUAUCCACGACCUAUCUGCGCGAGAGCAACCACACCCGCGUCAACCUGCUCAACCACAACAUCUCAAAGGGCCCCUGUGCUCUGUGCGGCAUGGGCCAGCAGCGGCGCGAGACCGUCUACGGUUGCCUGGAAUGCUCCAGCGGCGGGCAGAAGUACGUCCGGCUCCACGCUGUGCCGUGCUUCGACCUGUGGCACAAGACGCUGCGUUGAAAAGAGGGGAUGGGUCAACAGAGCUGACACUUCAGAGAAAAAGUGGAGAAAGGGGAAAAAGGAAGUAUGUGUCAAGUUGGAGAACGUGUGUGCUUACUGGAUAUAUCUUACUAAGGAGUGGUGUUCUUGCCAAAUUGAGAGGCUCCUGUCACUGG